GAGCGGCGGCGCUGCCUCGGCCCCCGCCCCUCGGCGCGGUGGGGACAGUGCCACGCCGGCGGCCGCCUCGGAGUGACAUGGGCCGUGGGCUAAGCCUGCUCCUGCUGCCGCUGGCGCUGCUGGCGGCCCCGACUCGGGCCGAGGGCGGCACGGCGGCGGCGGAGGAGGUUCAGAUAGAGGUGCUGCACCUUCCCGAGGCCUGCAGCCCGAAGAGCAAGAAGGGCGACCUACUGAACGCGCACUAUGACGGAUUCCUGGCUAGCGACGGAUCCAAGUUUUACUGCAGUCGGACACAAAAUGAAGGUCAUCCAAAAUGGUUCGUUCUGGGCGUUGGACAAGUCAUAAAAGGCUUAGAUAUUGCUAUGAUGAAUAUGUGUCCUGGAGAAAAACGGAAAGUGACAAUUCCUCCAUCAUUAGCAUACGGACAGCAAGGAUACGCACAGGGCAAGAUUCCACCCAAUGCAACACUGAUCUUUGAGAUUGAACUUUAUGCAGUAAAUAAGGGACCUCGUAGUGUUGAAGCAUUUAAUCAAAUAGACAAAGAUGGUGACAAGAAACUCUCUGAACUUGAGAUAAGCCAGUAUUUAAAGGAAGAAUUUGCAAGAGAUGGCAAAAAACGUCAUCCCUCAGCCCAUGAUGAAAUCUUAGCUGAUAUAUUUAAGAAAAAUGACCAUGAUGGAGAUGGCUUCAUAUCAGCAAAGGAGUACAAUGUCUACCAGCAUGAUGAACUCUAAGGACUGACUAGAUUGAGUGAAGAACUUUUAGGCUGCUACAGCUACUGAGAUGUAUCAAACCCACUGAAGUAUUCCCCUAGUGUGGACUGGAGCAGCACUGAAGGCUUGGUCCAUAAAAGUCCUUUGAUCGAGAAUGGGAUACAGCGGAGCAAGGACACCUGUCCAGAGCAGCCUUUGGGACAUGUUUACUGCUCAGCAUUUACCUUCACACUCAGAUCUGCAGAUUUCCAAAGUACUUGGACCGAGGAGUGUUACAAGUUUAAGGUCUUGGUGUAAAGCUGCAUACAGGGAUCUGCAUUUUUGUUGGAUGUUAUGUUCAUAUUAGAAUGAAAAAAGAGGACUAUGAUGGUAUCUUGGCCAUGUCCCUGCCAUGGGAACAUAGUGCCUAAGGAGUACAUUCAGAUAUUGCAGUUAUAUUGUUUGGUAUGUAAACUUACAGCUUUUGCCCUCAAAUAAAUUACUGUAAUUAUAACUUGUAUAAUACAAGCUGUAAAUGGCAAACCCAUGAAAUAGGUUCAAUGUUAAGUUAGCUUUAUAAUUACUCAAUACUAGUUUAUCAACAGCCAUAAGUUUUAUUUUAAGAUCUUUAGAGUUUAAUGAGCAGAUUUGUUAUUUCUGAGAGUCAGGUUCUCAAAUGUAAAUUUUAAUAACUCUAUAAUCAUUUCAAUACACUAGAAAUCGAGAGCUACAUCUUGCAUCAAGAUUUUUUUCUUUAAACAUUCAUCUUGCACAGAAAUUAAAGAAACAAAGGAACACUUUUCAUGCAUUAAAUAAGACAUUUGUAUAUAAAUAUCAAAAGUCAUACUUCGAUGAAACAGAUUAUUCUUUAAUCUCCUUAAUUUGGUCAGUGAAGAUGAUCCAGAUUUCUCUCUUUCAAAUCCUCCUUUUGAAAUUGGAGUCACACAGAGUUCUGUAAAAAUGAAAAGUUUUAAAAGGACUAAAUAUAAAAGCCAUAAUUGCACAACAGUUUAAUAUGCUUUCUAUAAAUUUCUUUCAAUAAAGUUAACAGUAAUUAAAUUUAGCUUUGCUAAUGUUUUUAAUGGCUGGUACAAUUUUUUAAUACAAGUCUGCACAGAGUAAUAGCCCACAGAAUCAAGUAACACAGAUUUGAUGGGAAUUUCUAAAUGUUGGUAGCUUUCAAUUAACAUCCUCAUAGUCUGUUUAGGUUCAUACACAAAUUAUGGUCACGUUAAGGGAUUAGGACAAGUCAGUAUCAUACAAGUGGAAGCCCUGAUUCUGAAGGACAAACAUUUCUGUAGUCUUACUUGAAAGUAGAAAUGAAAAAUAGUAAGCAAGGCUGUGAGUUCUUUACUCACCUCUUCCAAUACUGAAUCAACUAUUAAAACCUUUUUUAUUAAAUAAAAAUAAGUAUAAUCUGUGUUUCUAUCCAUAACUUGAAAGAAAACCUUUAAAGUAAAAUCUGUUAUGCAAAUUUUUUGUUUCCAAUUACUGCAAUUAUUUCCUCCUAAAUAGCUUUAGAUACUUAUAUGUGCAAAUGUAUCAGACUGAAAUAAAAGCCCCAACAGAAAAAAAUGUUACUAGUUUAGAAGUUCCAUACACUUUUUUCUUUACUUGUGUCUUUGUACUUGCCUAUUUUAUGCAAAACUGAUCAGAUAAUGUCAGAAGCCUGUUCCUCACCAGCUAGAAAUAUAACUAAGUGGGGCUUUUUGUUCCAUGCAGCUGCAGAAUUAAAAAAAAUACAAAGUCAUACUAACUUUUAAAAAAUGUUUCCACAGCAAACUAUUUUCUAGCACCUGCCUUGUUUAUCAUGUUUUCAAGCACACUUUCUGUCAGAAAGUCAGAAUGCUUACGUGCAUAAAAUUAAGGCAUACCAUUGUAAGGAAUCAGGGAUUACGUAUAUCAAGAGCAAUAAAACAGAUUUAAAAACUUAAAUCAUUAUAAAUAAUAGCAGUAAUGACAGUAAUUCACAUUACUUACCAAAAUUACCGUCCAAAUGAAUGUAGAGUUCAAAUACACUAAAAGCAAUAGUUGUAUGUGCAGGAAAAACAAUGGCUUUGUCUCGUCCUUUAUAAUUCUGAUCUUCAAUUAUGUGAAACUGUAAUUUAGAGAAGCAUCAAAAGAAAAAAAGUUACAAAUUGAAAUGAAUUAAUAAACAUAAUACUAAUCUUAACUGCAUACAUUGAGAAUUAUAAUACUGGGGGAAACUUUGAAAUUGAAGAUCAAAUUUCACAACUGAAGAAUUUUCUAUUAACAACUUUGCAUUUUAAUAACAUUUGAUACAGAGAGAGUAAUUUGCAUCACUUACUGAAAAUUACGUGAAUGAUUUAUAAAUACUAGUAAAGAGCAAAGUCAGAAGAUGUCUAGGUUUAAUUACUCAAACACGUUGAGGGGGAAGCGGGAGGAAGGGCAUAAAACAGGGAGUAAGAUGCCAACCCUUCAAAUAUUAACCUGAAGUUCCAAUGUGUUACAGAAGAUAACCAUAAUAAUGAAAGAAAGGUUAUACAUUUCUUAGAAAGAAGUCAUAAAUUCUGCAUUUUUGCUGAGGCUUUACCCCAAGCAAUGGCUCAUUGUCUAGCCAUCCUUUCAUGCAAUCCCAUCCCUAAGUCACAUAAGCACUGCUAACAAAAGACCAACUCUUAAAUCACUUUACAUCAUUGCAAUAAUAUUGAUUUACUUCAGAUUUUUUCAAGCUUACAUUAUAAAAAUACAAUUAAAUCAAACAAUAAAAUUUAUAAAAACGA
Messenger RNA from Corvus hawaiiensis (hawaiian crow), 3436 nucleotides. RefSeq names its product FKBP prolyl isomerase 7 (gene FKBP7). Gene Ontology annotation, molecular function: peptidyl-prolyl cis-trans isomerase activity; calcium ion binding. Bases 78 to 734 code for a protein of 218 amino acids. The transcript has 5 exons. NCBI's taxonomy places the organism in Eukaryota, Metazoa, Chordata, Aves, Passeriformes, Corvidae. The record is from RefSeq and is a predicted model, not a curated record.